AUGCAGGGUCUUGGGACUCUGUUCCUGCUGCUGACUGCCUCUGUGGCUUUAAAGGCUGACGCUGUGGAAACACUUCCAGACAUCCAGGUUCAGGAGAAUUUCAGCGAGUCUCGGAUCUAUGGAAAGUGGUUCAACCUGGCGAUAGGCUCCACCUGCCCGUGGCUGAGGAAGAUUAAGGACAAGAUAAGCAUGAGCACACUGGUGUUGCAGGAAGGGCAGACAGAAGCAGAGAUCAGUGUGUCCAGCACCCGAUGGCGGAGAGGUGUCUGUGAGGAGAUCUCCUGGACCUAUGAGAAGACAGACAUCGAUGGGAAGUUCCUCUCCUACAAUCCCAAAUGGAACACAACCUUGGAAACCUAUGUGGUCCACACCAACUAUGAGGAGUAUGCCAUCUUCUUUACCAAAAAGUUCAGCAGCCACCAUGGACCCACCAUCACUGCCAAACUCUAUGGCCGGGAGCCACAGCUGAGGGACAGCCUUCUGCUGGAGUUCAGGGAGGUGGCCCUGGGCGUGGGCAUCCCUGAGAACUCCAUCACUUUUCUGGUUGACAGAGGGGAAUGUGUCCCUGGGGAUCUGCAGCAAGAACCCACUUCACUUCUGAGAUCCCGGCGGGCAGUGCUGCCCCAAGACAACGAGGGAUCAGGGGCUGGGCCACUGGUAACUGAAGCCCUCAAGAAAGAAGAUUCCUGCCAGCUCAACUACUCAGAAGGCCCCUGCCUAGGGCUGAUAGAGAGAUAUUACUACAAUGGGGCUUCCAUGGCCUGUGAGACCUUCCAAUACGGGGGCUGCCUGGGCAAUGGCAACAACUUCAUCUCUGAGAAGGAGUGUCUGCAGACGUGCCGGACCGUAGCGGCCUGCAGUCUCCCCAUAGUCCAAGGCCCCUGCCGAGCCUAUAUAGAACUCUGGGCAUUUGAUGCAGCCAAAGGGAAGUGCAUCCAGUUCACCUAUGGGGGGUGCAGAGGCAAUGGUAACAAGUUCUACUCUGAGAAGGAGUGCAAGGAGUACUGUGGAGUUCCUGGUGAUGGGUUCAAGGAGCUAACACACAGCUGA
Messenger RNA from Onychomys torridus (southern grasshopper mouse), 1050 nucleotides. It is a transcript of the gene Ambp, whose product is annotated as alpha-1-microglobulin/bikunin precursor. The transcript is spliced from 10 exons. Lineage: Eukaryota; Metazoa; Chordata; Mammalia; Rodentia; Cricetidae. Gene Ontology annotation, cellular component: cell surface; plasma membrane. Bases 1 to 1050 code for a protein of 349 amino acids. The record is from RefSeq and is a predicted model, not a curated record. Gene Ontology annotation, molecular function: serine-type endopeptidase inhibitor activity.